ACGCAGCGAGAGGAAGCCGCGCAGUCGGACUGAGGGAGCCGGGGGGCUGGUUCCGGGGCGUGGUUUCCCCGCCGUGAGCCAGGUGCGCCGUGCGCACUCGCGCGUUCUCUUAGAGCCUCCGUGGCAGGGGCACCUCUGAGCAGAGCUUGACCUGCGGCGUCAGGGCUUACGGAGUUACCGCGGAACCACAGCGGAAGAAGAUGCAAGCGAGCCCCAUCCAUAUCCCAACUGUUAGCAAUGACAUUGACUGGGAUUUCUGCUUCCGUAUGUCACAGCAAACCGAGAUCCCAGCUCACCAGCAAACAGAUGAGUUGUAUCCCACUGGUGGGUGUGGAGAGAGUGAAGAGGAAACUAAAGCUAAAGAGGAGGAGAAGGCCGUAGACUGUAUGUCUCAUCCCAAAGAGAAAUUAGCCCAUUCCCAGAAGAAAGUAGCUCAGCUGAUUAAGGAAAAAAUGAAUACUCAAGCAAACAAGGAGCUGAUUCGAUGUGUCAUCCUUUCUCGGAUUAUUUUUGGGGACCAUCACUGGAAAUGUGCACGAGCUCUGGCCAACCUAGCUUAUGGCUACUUGACACUGAGAGGCCUCCCAGUUCAGGCCAAGAAACAUGCUACAUCAGCCAAGAAUAUACUGUUGACCUGGAAGGCAAGUAUGACCUCAGAUAAGGAGAAAGAGGAAAUCCUGGAAGCUCUGGUCAAGCUGUACUACACUCUGGGCGUGGCCUGGCUCCUGAAGAACCGUGGCAGAGAAGCCUAUUUCAACCUGCAGAAGGCAGAGAGAAACAUGAAGGAGCUGAAAGAAUUAUAUAAAGGAGGUGAUUGUGAAUUACAAGUCUCUGAGAACGACCUAACACUUGCUUUGGGCAGAGCCUCCGUGGCCAUCCACAGACUGAACCUAGCUCUGACAUACUUUGAAAAGGCAAUUGGCGAUGUUAUUGCUGCCAAGGGUGAUAGGACGUCAGAUCUGAUCAACCUGUAUGAAGAAGCUGCUCAGAUAGAGCAGCUGAGGAAGAACCACAACCAGGCCAUCCAGUACUUGCAGCAGGCUCAUUCUGUCUGUGUUUCUUUGUUCACUGAAGUCAGCCCCAAAACUGCAGAAACGAGUGCGUUACUGGCCAAAGCUUAUGCCAUGUCUGGAGAGGCCCAGCACAGGGAUGCUGUUGAGAUGUAUUUCAUAAAAAGUAUCAAUGCAUAUCGAGCAACAUUGGGCUCAGAGGAUUUUGAAACACUGAGCACCACUGAAGAAUUUUGCAAAUGGCUUGUCCAAAGUGGAGAAAGACAGAGACGGGGUUUCUCCAUGUUGACCAGUCUGGUCUUGAACUCCUGACCUCAGGUGAUCCACCUGCCUUGGCCUCCCAUAGUGCUGAGAUUACAGGAGUGAGCCACCAUGCCCCACCAGCAUUGCCUUUCUUGUUUGAAAUUUUACAGCUAUACUUUGUUGUGUAAUGUUAUGGUUCCCUUUUUGUAAAAUGUUAUUUUUGGUGAUCUAAAUAAAGCCUGUCUUGUUUGGAGAAAAAAAUAAAAAUAAAACUAGGAAUAAUACACAGGGCUUAGGUGGCUUGGAAUAUUAGUAAAAAGAUAUUUUUCUUGUAUCUUGAUACAUGAGAUCCUUCAAAUCCAGGACACAUCUAAUCUCUGGCUUUGUAAAUUUAAUAUUUUAAGUCAAAAUUGGCUUCCAUCUUUGGAUCUAGCUACUAGUUCUUUUCUUUUGCAGUAGUGGUUUUCUCUUGAUCUGACAGGUUUUUAUUAGCCACAAUUUUGUUUUCACAUUAAAAAAAGUUAUAGAGAA
This is a messenger RNA of Symphalangus syndactylus (siamang), 1784 nucleotides long. It is a transcript of the gene TTC23L, whose product is annotated as tetratricopeptide repeat domain 23 like. Lineage: Eukaryota; Metazoa; Chordata; Mammalia; Primates; Hylobatidae. Gene Ontology annotation, molecular function: protein binding. The record is from RefSeq and is a predicted model, not a curated record.